Messenger RNA from Porites evermanni, 10170 nucleotides. The record is from the annotation of a GenBank genome assembly. Lineage: Eukaryota; Metazoa; Cnidaria; Anthozoa; Scleractinia; Poritidae.
AUGGCCGCCAUGCCGAACAGAAGAGACACCAUCAUUCCAUUCUCACAAGGUACAUAUAUUACGUAUCAGUCAUAAUGUUACACUUCAUUCUGCUAACCACUUCUUCACUAAACCAUUUUUCUCUUAACAUAUUGAAGCUUGCUUGAAAUCUGACAUAAAAUUGAUUUAAUGUCUUACUCUGCAUAAUCUCUGUAAGAAAAUGUAAAAAAUACUAGAAAAUAAACAAUAUAGAAAUAAAAGUAGAAAAAUAAUAAUAGUUAUAAUAAUAGUAAUAAUAAUAAUAAUAACAAUAAUAAGAAGAAAAAUAAAACUAAUAAAACUAAUUGCCAUUUGUCCAAACUAAACUUGUGGUAAUUCUGUAUCGAAAUUAUAAUUAACCAUAUUAAUACUUUUUCAGUUAAUCAUAGAACGAAGAAAUUAGGGAGUGUGUAGUAAAAUCCUCCUUCUUUAUAACGUUACGAAAUCUGUAGAAGAGAUUUUAUUAAUAUGUAAUUUGUUAUGAAUCUGCAAAUUGUACCUUCAGACUUCCAAGUUUAAUCAAUUUGGUUAUUUCAAUAGGUAAGCGUCAUUUUGGAUUCGGAUGCGGCUUUGGCGGAUAUGGCGGCUUUGGAGGAUACGGUGGAUUUGGUGGAUGCGGUGACUGGUGCGCUGAUGGAACCAUGUGCCACAACUGCCAGGGUGGUUUUGGUCCUCCCAUUGGUUGUGGAGGUGGAUGUUGUGGUGGCUGCGGAGGUCUCACUUUUCCAUGCACGUUUGGUGCUUCCGUUAACAAUCCUGUCUGUGAGUGUUGUAAGGAGAAACCACCCAAAGGAAUGUGUCAGUGGCCAUGCAUGUGGCCAUGUUGCUGUCAGUGUAAGAUGCCUGAGUUUAAGUUCAAGCCCUUGGAGCCAAAGCCAGUAUGUCAUUCUCACUGUCAUCGCAGAGGACACAGUCACAAAAAAUCCAGUACGUCUUGUUAUAUUAUUUUUCUCAAAACGCCCAAGUAAGUAUUAACAAACAGAAUAUCUUCUACUACUCUAGAGCUCUGAAAAUAAAUAACUUAGCGAUGUUAGAGUCGAGGACCUUUGCCGAUUAAAUUCGAAAUCGAACGUUGCGUUAAGAUUCAGCUUUGAAAUUGAAUAGCAUAGCUUAAAUAUCUUAGUGAAAAUAACGUACAUUUUAAGCAAUUUUGGAUACAUUUUAACGAAUCAAAUUCUAUUAACCCUAUAUUUCAUGAUAUGUAUAUUUUUUGCUGAUAUUUUCUUUUUGUACUUUAUCACAGGCCAACAUGUACAAGCCCCCUUCAAACGUAAUAUGAUGCGUGUAAUGACAGGAGGUGAAUCUCCACAGGCUUAUUCUCCACUCAAUGUUCUUCCUCUGCCUAGUAACCAUUUUCCAAACUAUCAGCACUUUUUCUCAGUAAGCAACCCUGAGGUUAACGCAGAAUCGCGCACAGAAGAUAACAACGAUGCCCAGAACCCUGAAGACUAUCCCCAAUCCGAUGAAAGGCAAUUUGCAGCUGGUUAUCCUGCAUUCAUUUCGCACCCAGUUCCACCCGGACGCGGUUUCUUUCCAGGAAGCAGCUCUUCAUUUAUUGGCCGUUUAUUCCCAGGAGGAUAUUCUCCAUUCAGCUUUCCAACAGUAAACGGCUUUCCCAUUAGACCACAAGCUUUCAUGCAAGCUCCGAAGACGUCUGAACAUUCAGGAGCGAAGGUAAAGGGCAGAAUGUCUAGGACGUGGACCAACUUCCACUCCCUAGGGAGCAAAAGCUUGCCUGAAUAUAAAAAUGUCCCUAAAUACGACAUAUCCUUUCUUGAAUCAACAUAGUGUAGUUAUAACCAAACGGACCUGGGAAUCAUUCACCAAAAUUACCGACGUACGCAGAUGUUUGCUCGGUUUUAUCUUUAUAAACAAAUAUAAACAAAUUAAACUGAGUCAGUUAAGGGAUACAAUUAAGUCAGUUUAGGGAUUGAAUUUUUACUCCUUUUUUAGAUAAUAAUUUUUAGAUUGUGCAGUAAUAUGUACCUGUCCUUAAGUUUAAUUUUUAUAUCUUAAUCUCUUAAGUAUUUCUUUUUUUUCUUGUAAUAUUAAUAUUAUAAAAUUAUAAUUAAAAGGGGCCACAAGUUUAUUAGUUGUCUAACUAUUAGGUGUUACCCUUUAUAAAUAAAGUUUGAUUGACUGAUUGAUUGAUGGAUUGAUUGAUUGAUUGAUUGAUGACUUCCUCUAACAGGUUUCAAUCAAUGUUCAAACCGGUAUGGAAACGAAGAGGCAAAAGGACUGGGAGAAUAACAUUGAAAAAGAAGAGGACAAAAUUGAGGGAAAAGAGAAAGAAGAGUGAAAAAAUCUUAUUCUUGUUGUUGGCUCCUCUCUUUAAGUUAUUGUAUUCUGUAAUAUCUACUUAAAAUAUCGAAAUAAAGAGUUUGCUACAAAUAGUUACGGUUCAGUCUUUGUAUAUUAAGAUAAGAACUAAUGCAUGUCGAUUCCUACAGUUCAAAUGGGAGAACUGGAUUCCAUAUAAAUGGUAAAAAACUCCUGUUGUUUUUUAAACGUUAUUGUGAAGAAGUAGUUUUAUUUACAGAUACUCUUUAUUUAUUGAUAUGUAUGUUUCGUCUGUUAAGGAAUUUAAUUUGAAAUCAUUUGCGUCAGUAUUCGGUGUCGUCAAAAGUUACCGCGUAGAAUUAAGUCGAAGGGUGGAGAGAAAACGGAUUGUGUAAAUUAUUAUUUACAAUUAUUAUUUAUUACGAUACAUUAAUCUAAAUCUGCUUGGGAUUCUUCUCUUUCAGACAAGCUUUAACUUGCCCAAAGUAUUUCAUUUAAUUUCAAAAGAAAAGUCAGGGAUCGAUAACAAAUAUACUAUUGGCUGGAAAACUCCAAAAAUUAAAUCUUUAGACCUUGUCAAAUAAGCUUUUUACCGAUAUGAUGUAGUGGUAUCGUAUUUGUUUAAUUGUGUUUUAUUUCUUUAUGUUUUCCCUUGUUAUAGCAAAGCGAUGUGGGUGUGGAUGUGGAUGUGGAUGUGGAGGUUGUGGAGAUGCCUUUGAUUCUGGCGGUUGUGACUAUAUGGGAGGCUGCGGCGGAGCUCAUGGAGGUGUCUACGGACCAGGCGGAUGUGGUGGAUGUGGAUGUGGUUGUGGACCUAGCUGCUGCGGUACAAAUGACUGGUGCGCUCCUGGUACCAUGUGCUCAAACUGUAAAGGAGGUUUCGGUCCCCCAAUCACUUGCUCGGGUUGUAACACUGGCUGUUGCCCAAGUCUUACUUUUCCUUGUGCUUUCGGUGCUACUGUCAACAACCCUGCCUGUGAAUGCUGCAAGGAGAAGACUCCACCUGGACAAUGUAAAUGGCCAUGCAUGUGGCCUUGCUGCUGCACCUGCACUCCUCCAAAGUUUGAGUUCAAACCUCUGAAACCCGAGCCCGUUUGCCACUGCCCUUCACCACACAGCCAUCACACUGCUUGUGGAUCACAUUGUUUCAGAAGAACAGGUAUGUAGCAGAUUAUUACAUUCCUACAGAUAAGCAAAACUACUCAUUCUAUAAUAAGGUUUUUUACAACAGCAAGAUAAAGCAAAACUAAGACGAGAUCGAUGGAAAAUAUGUAUCUGUGUUCCUGUAAAAGGCUUUGAAUAAAAACUCCUAUAAAUGUCUUAGUAUCCAAUUAACUUUAGUAUCCUUUAUUCCCUGUUACACAGGUAAAGGUCCUGUGAAACGAAGUUUGAUGAAGGAACAGUCCCCCAGACUCAUGGCAGCUACAUUUAGGCAUGACUAUGCAGCAUUCUACAACCCUUUCGUUUAUAAUGCUCCAAGGAUGGUUUUUCCGAGGCUAUUUUAAAAAGAUUUUUAAGGUAAAUUCAUUAACGUGUUUGUGUAAACUAGACAAAAACUUGCAAAAUGACAUUACUGAACAAUAAUCUGCAGUCUCCUCAUUCACUCUUGCUCUAUCCUCAUCCUGUUUAGGUUCCCUCAUUUUUAUUGUAGAAAUUCUUUAAAGAUCGUCUCUCGAUAGCGCUGCCCUUCAGCCAGGGUGAUGAUAAGCUUUACUUACUAAAGAUACAAAUUGAAUAUGAAAAAUACCUCCAUAAUAAACACUGGGCAACUAGACUUCCGAUUCAAACAAACGCCUCGCUUACCAGGUAGCAUUAAAGAUAAAGACAUGAAUCUUUGGUUUGCCCCCUUACUCCCAAACACGAAGCAAGACGGGAGGGAAUAACAUAUUGUUGUUAUAAUAAUAAUAAUAAUUAUAAUAAUUAUUAUUAUUAUAUUAUUGCAGUCACCAUCUAUCUUCUCAUUGGCUAAGAGCCUACAAUUUUGGAAAUCAGCGCAACUUACAGAUCAGUUAGUUAUCUGUUAGUAGAUUAGUGACUAAUCUGUAGGUUGCGCAUACAAUUCAUGGUUUCCAUCAUCAAUGUCAAACUGUGUUCCAUGCGAUGCUGUGUUUGUUCUUAAUUUUCUUCAAAAAAACAUGAUGAAACCUUCGGCCAUGAUUUUUCCGGAUAUCACUUAAACCUCAUGCAAUAAUUGUUUAGAAAAUGCUUAGAACUAUACUGCCCCCUGAUGAUGCAGAAAAAUAUUUUCCCGCUUUCUUUAGAUGACGUACAUAGAUGGAAAACUGGGAUUUCUUCUACUUGGCAGCUCAAUGGCCCCUAAAUCAGGGAAGUAAGCCUGUAAGGAUCAUAGAAGAAAUGAAGACUUGACAAAGCGGAAUAUGAUUCCAAGGAGAUACAUAUAAAAAAUAACACAAAUUGAUUGUAUGAAUUACUGAAACGUUGAACAAUAAAUCAAUUCAAAAUUUGAAUAUCAUUUGCGUGCGUUUUUUCCUUUCAGCGUAUUCUUUUUUAACUCUUUCAUUCCCAGUAUGUCAACCCUUUUUCAUGUGAAAUAUAGUUGACUUUAAAAAAUACUCCACAUAUCAAUGGCAUUUCAGGUAGUGCCUAUUCAUAGUUCUGAUCAUUUUAAGCUAAUAUGUAGUAUCUAGUGAGUGUGUGGCUUGGGUGUGUUUUUAAAAAUCACGCGAGCUGUUUCGUUGUUAAAAAUCUCAAUAAUCUGUGGUCCAUUGACACCCCAAUUAUCCCGCCUGAAAUCUAAUCAUUCGUUUUAUCUUCUUAAUGAUACUUUGACCGUUGGAUUAAGUCUAUCAAAAAAAGAGAGAAAAUUGUCUUAUGCUGAAUGUGAUAGAUUUCCUAGCGUUCCUAACAUACGCCUUUGUUCAUUCUACCCAUUAUUCUGUAGGUUACCCCAUUUGAACCACUAUCGAAAAAAACGUAUUAAUAAGUAUAUUAAAGAUAUAAGGUGGCGAUAGCAAUUAUUACGUUCAUACCAGCCUGAAGCCUGCCGGUUACAUCAAUCAACUUUAGGGAAUCAGCCAUACCCCUCACUCUCCAAUUCAAUUUGUUUGUAGAUCUAGAAUUAUCCACUUUAAGAUAACUUUUAAUGCAGGGGCAACAUAAUAACCGUCUUCCCUUCACUGCAGUAGCCUCCCACGCAGACGUACGUUCAUUUGGCCCAUACAAACUUCUGCGUGGGAGGCUUGAAACUUAGCUUCCUCGAGCGGUUGUUAUACAAUGAUCUAGGACCUGGCCCAUCCUGUGAUGUUUGAGAUGUAUCUGGGUUUCCCGGGAUUAUAUGACUCACAAUAAACAGAAAUGCAUGUGUCCAAUUUCUUGCCUAAUGGAGGCCUUCUCUAAUUUCGGUCUCCUAUUGAUAUAAUGUCAUCAUUACAGUCGUGCCAUGAGGUUAUGGUGUUAACAAAAAGGACAGAAUACAGUAAAAAGAUGAUUAGUGAGGAAGAUUACUAUUUGCCGUUCACUCUUAGCCUAUCUAUACUUCAUUCAGUUUUAGGGAGACGCCAGUCUUGUGAGGGAUGUUGUGGAUGUUGCAGUUGUCCAAAUGACUGUUGGGCGGGUGGAACCAUGUGCUCCAACUGUAAAGGAGGUUUCUAUCCACCAAUAACCUGCAGUGGGUGCAACGCCGGCUGCUGUCCUGGCAUAACAUUCCCCUGCGUCUUCGAUGUUACUGUAAACAACCCUUGCUCAAUGUGACACUCAUGAAAAAUGAUGGUAUACGUUCACUUAGUAUUAACAGACACCCAGGCCAUCCUAUUUGUUUUAACAGAGGAUAACUCUACCCGCGCAUAAAUCUUGAUCGGGGAUCGAAAAAAUCCGCAAUAAAAGAUCGAUCACGGUUUAUCUUCUCUCUAUAGAUUUAUGCUGGUGCAAAAAAUGACUUUGGGAAGAAGGUAAAAGGAGGCCAUACAUUUUUUACUCAGUUUUUCAGUGGCUGAUAAUUCAUUUUUGAAGCUCCAAAUAAAAAGCAAUUUUUUGUUGCCCUUUUGAAAGAACACUUCCUAAUCUAGGUGUGUCAUAAUUAUAAGAUCAUUUUUGAACUGGGUGAAAACUUAUGUUAUCAUUGUAAUUGAUAAAUCUAAUUCUUUUUAACCCUUUUUUCUGCGGGAAAAAUGCCUAAAAGAGACUGCUCAUGUUGAAACGGUUGUCGUUUUACUCCACAUAAUUGAAAGCUACGUAUGGUUACAUUUUGUACUUCUAAAGCAAUUUUAGGACGCUUUAGGUGUUUAAUUAGUGUAAAAGAAUGUCUUAUUUUGAAUUCACUGAUUACCACUUGGUAGUUCAGGCCAUUGUCUCUAGUGAUAGAACAACCCGAAUAACCUGCUGUUAAAUAAAACAAAGCAAAUUCUUGGACUUCGCUUAUCUUGCCUCAGGAUCACUUAAGAUAAUUUGUCGAUGAGACAAUGCUACUUAAAACAAAUUGGUCGAAUCUGGGAAAUAAUCGACUUCUAUUAUCACUGUUGUUUUUCUGCGUUAUUAUGAAUAUACCUGACCAAUGUAUAGCAUUGGUUUACUUAAGGGGGCUCCGUGCGAAAAAGGUGGCUGAUAUUUUGAAUGACUUGAAACCGUCGACAAGUAAAACUGGUUUCAACGAAACGACCUUAUACAUUGAAAAAGGAAAUGGAAACACGGAGCAACAAGGAUCGACUGACCGUGGAUUCGCUAGAACAGUGGAUAAAGUCAAGCUAAAGAGAGUUUGUAAACUUUUACAGAACGCCUUAGGUACAAUGGAGAAAUUAGACUCUGAUUAUCAUAACAGAGUUGUUUCAAAACAGGAAGAUAAGUCUCAGAGAUCAGAGCCAAAGCCAAAAUCGACUCCGUCUCUUUGCUUUUGCCCAUGCGGCUGCGGAGGAUGUUGUCUCAUGCGUCCAAUGAUUAUGUACAAGGUAAAAUAUAAGCCACCCAAAUUUAAGAUGCGAGCUCUAAAGGCGAAAACAAAAUGUGGUAAUCCCCUUUAUGGCUUCUGUCUUGGUAGGAAAAAAAGAUAAUCAUUUUUAACAUGAAAUUACUGAAGACCACUAACUUAUUUCUUGGGGUUCGUCGAACAAAUUGGUUCGGUAAAUCUGUAGAGAACAACUUCCUACGUCACGAAGAAUUUUUUAAUAGGGGUAAGUAAUAAGGAGGCGCCCAUUCUAAUUCUGGUCUCGUCUUAAAAUGUCCAUUAUAAAACAGUCGAUGAUCUAUCUAUAAUUCACAAAUGCUAGUUAAAGCGAUCGAAAAGGCGGCAAAUCGUUGGCAGGUUAUAACUGAAAAUCCGUUUAUAAACGAUUGAUGACGGUCCACUACACGAAUGUUAUAAAAAUUAAUUGAACGUUAUAUUAAACAAACGUAGCGAUUUAUUCAGCUUAUUUUGUAUUACACAAUGUAGAGGCCAGCUCAAGAUAGAACUUCCAGAAUACAACUGUGACAUCCCGAUUAAAAAAACCCUAUAUGACAAACACCCUACUACAACAAAUAUUCUUCACCCAGCAGUUGAAAUAAAGCGAAGUGAAUAACACCCAAUAUCAGUUACUCUCGUUGUAACGAAUAAUUUUUUUAGAUCCUUUUUAAGCUCUUAUUACACUGGGGUCUCACUGUUUUAAAAGGCCUGCUAAUUUCCAGAGUCAUUGUCAGAGAGCAUUGUUUUCUCCUUCUUUCAGUGCUAUGAAGCAUAAAUAAAAACGUCAUUUAAAUCUCAUUUAGCUUUCAAUGAAGUGAGUAUCAUAGUUACUUAUUGGUUUGGAGGUCACCUAGAAAAUCUCUUAAGCUAUCGGGUCUACUUAAAACGAAGAUAUAGUGACCCCAAUGGGUAUACAUUAUUAACCAUAAAUUGCGAUUUGAUAAUACUAUAACCUGCCAACUUAAUUGUUCAACAGCACUUUACAACAUGGUGGUAAAAGCUCUUGAGAUUUCUUUUAACUUCCACUUAUUAAUUUGGGAUAUAACUCAGGGAUCGCUGCAUAUGGUAUCGCGUAAAUCAUUUGGCUACUGACAGAACAAAAAUAUGAGACAGAUAGACAGAAAAAGGAAGGCCAAUGGAGCGACAUGUUUAAAGUGUUCACGUUUUUGGUGAUACUAACAUCAUUCAAAGAUAUAGCAUUUACCAAGGAAAGUAUCAACAAUUCUUUCAUCAACGAAUACUUUAACUUCUAUAAACUUUUGCAAGAAAACAAGGAUUUUAAUGGAUUAGUUCUCAAGGUCUCAAAUAAUCUGAAGCACGUUCCAAGAUCCAUUUUGGUAGUAGAAAAAAAUGGCAAUGGGUUUUCUGUUACGAAACGAAGUGAGGAGGAAACGCCUGACGGCCCAAUUCAUGAGAUUUCAAGGGAGUACUUUAAACGAUUGUACUUGGUUUUAAAAAAUGCACUGAAAACCCUAAAUGAAAAGGAAAACGACGAAAGUAGUGAUGAGAGCUCAAGAAUUGACUUGGAAGGUGAAAAUAAGCACGCCCCUGACCUCGAAGGUAAUUCAAAGAAAAUUAAAGAUAAAGACAGAGAAAAUGAAUCAAAGGAGAAGGAUAAGUCUGGAGAUUCUUCAGAACAGAGUGGGUCCGUCUGCUUUAUGCCUUGUGGUGGGGCAGGGAGUAGUUGUUUUAAUCCAGCGGCUUGCGGUUGCUCAUGCUCCGACUGUUUUCCUUGUCAACCUCAGUCUUGCAUGAUGCCACCAUGUUGUCCUUGCUGUUGCAACCCUGGAGCAAAAAAGCUAGAAGAUGUCUGGAUGGUGCCUACAUUGAUUGUAGCUAAGCCUGUUCCAGCACCUCCACCACCAGGAGAAGGGCCAAAACUCUGGCUUCCAUCUUGGUUAACAAAUCAACUGGGGCUUCCUCCUUCUGCCGACGUCAGCGGGAGUGAAGAGAAAGAAGGAAGUAAAAGCGUGGCCGCUGGGGGAGGCGGUGGUGGUGCAGCUGGUGGUGGGACAGCUGGAGCUGAAGGUGGUGGAGCUGGAGGAGGCGGUGGUGGUGCAGCUGGGGCUGGAGGUGGUGGAGCGGCUGAAGGAGGAGGAGGGGCAGCUGGCGGUGGAGCAGCUGGUGCUGGAGGUGGUGGAGCGGCUGGAGGAGGAGGCGGAGGUGCAGCUGGUGGUGGAGCAGCUGGAGCUGGAGGCGGUGGAGCAGCGGGAGGAGGCGGUGGUGGUGCAGCUGGUGGUGGGGCAGCUGGAGCUGAAGGUGGUGGAGAUGGAGGAGGCGGUGGUGGUGCAGCUGGUGGUGGAGCAGCUGGGGCUGGAGGUGGUGGAGCGGCUGAAGGAGGAGGAGGGGCAGCCGGCGGUGGAGCAGCUGGUGCUGGAGGUGGUGGAGCGGCUGGAGGAGGAGGCGGAGGUGCAGCUGGUGGUGGAGCAGCUGGAGCUGGAGGCGGUGGAGAUGGAGGAGGCGGUGGUGGUGCAGCUGGUGGUGGGGCAGCUGGGGCUGGAGGUGGUGGAGCGGCUGAAGGAGGAGGAGGGGCAGCUGGUGCUGGAGGUGGUGGAGCGGCUGAAGGAGGAGGCGGAGGUGCAGCUGGUGGUGGAGCAGCUGGAGCUGGAGGCGGUGGAGCAUCGAGAGGAGGCGGUAGUGGUGCAGCUGGUGGUGGUGGUGGAGCAGCUGGAGGUGGUGGAGCGGCUGAAGGAGGUGGGGGAAGUGAAGCUGGAGGUGGAGCAGCAGGAGGAGGUGUUGGAGGUGCAGCUGGAGGAGGCGGUGGUGGUGCAGCUGCAGGUGGAACAGGAGGAGGUGGUGGUGUUACCUCUGGUGGUGGAGCAGCUGUAGGAGGAGGUGGUUGGGCAGCUGGUGGGGUUGGUGGUGGAGCAGCUGGAGCUGGAGCAGCAGGAGGAGGCGGUGGUGCCACGGCUAGUGGUGGUGCAGCUGGAAAAGGUGGUAGUUGGGAAGGAAGCUCAACUUGGAAAGUUGGUGGCGGU